UGCACAUACCAGAAGCUGACGUGGCAUCCCCCUCCCCCUUUUUCUCACCCCCAAAUUCCUUCUUCUUCCUUCACAGACCCCAAACUCUUCUCUCUGCUUUCUUCUUCCUCCGCCGAAUCAGAAAGCUUGUCUUUUUCUCUACUCCGGCGAGCAUAGUUCUCGGAGAAUCUCUGAGAGUCUCAUUUUCGACCUUCUUCUUAUCUUUCUCUGCAGCGAGAGUUUUUUCUUUUUGUUUUUUUUUUUCUAACGAAUCCAAAAAGCUCCGGUUUGCUGGUAAUUUUUUCUGGAAGGUGGAAGCUUUAGAUUGGUUCUGAUUUCAGAAGCAAAUCGUUUGUUUUUACCUAACUAAAGCAGAGAUAAAUCGAAUCAAUUUAUGGGAUCUAUAGAAACAGAGGAAAUUAAGCUGAUUUGAACUCCAGAUUCGCCAAUUUAUUUUGCCUUUUUCCUUUUCUGCGUUCCAGACCUUCGAGUUUUUUUUUGUUUUCCUCCGGCGAGAUCUUAAUCCGGGAAGUUAUGGCGUCGUCUACGUUGACUGCGAAUGUUCAGGGUACCGAAGCUCCUCCUUCAAGGAAUAGAGAUGAAGAAGCUGGAGACAAGCAGAUACAAUUCAAUGACCAAAGUUUUGGGGGAAAUGACUAUGCACCUAAGGUACGGAAACCAUACACGAUAACAAAAGAAAGAGAGAGGUGGACAGAUGAAGAGCAUAAGAAGUUUGUUGAAGCCUUGAAAUUAUACGGGCGAGCUUGGAGACGAAUAGAAGAACAUGUGGGCUCAAAGACCGCAGUUCAGAUUCGAAGCCAUGCUCAGAAGUUUUUCUCUAAGGUUGCUCGAGAAGCAACUGGAGGUGAUGGGAGCUCAGUAGAGCCAAUUGUGAUACCGCCUCCUCGUCCCAAGAGAAAGCCAGCGCAUCCUUACCCUCGUAAGUUUGGGAACGACGCAGAUCAAACAAGUAGACCGGUUUCUCCCUCAGAACGUGACAACCAAUCUCCAACCUCUGUGUUGUCCACUGUUGGAUCAGAAGCAUUGGGUUCCCUUGAUUCGAGUUCACCCAAUCGAAGCUUGUCCCCAGUUUCUUCUGCAUCACCACCAGCUGCUCUUACAACUACUGCAAAUGCACCUGAAGAGCUUGAGACUCUGAAGCUGGAGUUGUUUCCAAGAGAGAUACUCUUAAAUAGAGAGAGCUCAAUCAAGGAACCAACGAAGCGAAGCCUUAAACUCUUUGGGAAGACAGUUUUGGUAUCUGAUUCAGGCAUGUCGUCUUCUCUAACAAGUUCAACUUAUUGUAAAUCCCCAAUUCAACCAUUACCACGGAAGCUCUCAUCAUCCAAAACAUUACCAAUAAUAAGAAACUCACAAGAAGAGCUAUUGAGUUGUUGGAUACAAGUCCCUCUUAAGCAAGAAGAUGUGGAAAAUAGAUGUUUAGAUUCAGGAAAGGCUGUCCAAAACGAAGGAUCAUCGACUGGAUCAAACACUGGUUCAGUGGAUGAUACGGGACACACAGACAAGACCUCAGAACCCGAAACAAUGGUAUGGCAAUGGGAGUUUAAACCAAGCGAAAGGUCUGCAUUUUCUGAGCUCAGAAGAACAAACUCGGAGUCAAAUUCAAGAGGAUUUGGUCCGUACAAGAAGAGAAAGAUGGUAAGAGAAGAAGAAGAAGAAGAGAUUCGUCUCCACUUAUAACACAUUUUCUCAGGUACCCUAAAGAAGAGACAAAAUUUAAUAUUCAUUCAACUUUCCUAAGUGUUCAUCAAUGUAUUUUUUGUUGUUAUUGUUGUUGUUUCAUUGUUUUCUCCGAGGUGUUUGUUGUUUAGGCUAAAAUUUGCUGCAAAAUUUGUAACUGUAAAACUCGUGUACAAUUUUUUUUACAGUUAAUCUAGUGAUUAUGAGAUCCUAA
Molecule: messenger RNA, 1894 nt
Organism: Arabidopsis lyrata subsp. lyrata
Lineage: Eukaryota; Viridiplantae; Streptophyta; Magnoliopsida; Brassicales; Brassicaceae
Product: protein REVEILLE 1
Exons: 6
Coding region: 514-1680 (388 amino acids)
Molecular function (GO): DNA binding
Source: RefSeq, a predicted model, not a curated record